This is a messenger RNA of Ectocarpus sp. CCAP 1310/34, 2477 nucleotides long. The record is from the annotation of a GenBank genome assembly. Lineage: Eukaryota; Phaeophyceae; Ectocarpales; Ectocarpaceae.
AUGCCUCGAAAACUCGACACGACGUCCGACACGAUAAAGGUUCCGGGCGGCUACAUGGCCAAACGUUACGGCGGCAAGGCCACCCUGGGGCUGUGUUUCCUCUUCUGGUUCCCCCUGUCCGCGGCGCUGGCCUCCAGCAUCAGGUCCGGCUACGCGGCGCCGGUCGUCGUCGGGUGCCGCCUGGGUAUCGGCCUCGCCCAGGGCAUGUUCCUUCCGGCGGCGCAAUCGGUUCUCGGGCACUGGAUCCCCGCCCGCCGCCGGGGGCGACACUUCGCCUUCGCGAUGUCGGGCAUGUUCGCGGGGGCGGCGAUCGCCAUGGUGACGGUGCCACCCAUAGGUGCGACGUGCAUCGUCGGCGAUAACAUGGCCGACAGGGGGAGGGCAAAGGCGUCCACUUACAUCGCAACGAAGGACGACGCAUUUUCUCUCUUGUGCUCGCCGGUAGGACUUUCAGUAUCGCGGUUGGGCGCACACACCGCCUUCUACGUAGCGGCCGUCAUGGGCGCGGCGUGGCUGGCCGUGUGGGUCUGCUUAGGCUCGGAUACUCCUCACACGCGAAGAGAGGGGGAAAAAUUCAACACGAAGGCGUUGCGUCCGCGCGAGGGUGUAGGGGUAACGGCGGGAGAAGAGCCCGACGUCGACGGCGCGACGAGGGCGGGAUCGGAAGACGGAAAGCCGAGACCGGAGGCGGGAGACGGGAGUUGUUGGGUGGCAGCGGGGCUAGGGAAAGGAGGCCCCGGGGCUUGGUCGUUUCAAAACCCGGCGGCAGGCUCGCCCUCGGUGUGCCGAGACCCUGCGCUGCUGCGGAGCAGCAACCACGACUCAGGAUGUUCCGCACAAAGAGCGGGUGGCGGCAGGGGCGUGUGUCUUGAUUGCGUUGAACGCGCGCCGACGGACGCCGACGCCGCCGCCGGUCGCGUUGUUGAUCCCGAGGCGAUUCCGCCCGGCGGCGGUGGCCACACGCCUGUUGGAGACGUCUGCGGGGGGGCAGGUCCUGCUUGCGGCCACAAGUCCACGGUAGUCUGUGGCCUCCUCGUUGCUAAGAGCGCCACCUCCUCGUUGGACGAAUCGAAGAAGGCGCCAGUUGUGUGCGAUGGGUGGACGGAAGGCGCCCUCUCCGCCGCCGCCGCCGCCGCCGCCACAAGCACGGAUAGCGACACUCGGGCGGCGAUCGGAGGCGGUGAUGGUGGUGGUAGCAGCGACGACGGUGGCAACAGCCGCGCGGCAAGUCUUGCAGCAGUGGAAGACGUUUGCAAGCCCUCCAGCAGCGGGAGGGGAGGCCGGGCGGCAGCGAAGACAAUCGUCAUGAAGGGCUUCGAACGAAAUGCGGCCCCUUUUCCGUGGAGAGCGAUGGCCGCUUGCCCUGCGGCGUGGGCGUUCGUGGCCGGCAACGUGGGCGCGGGGAUGGGCAUCAACGUGGUGAUGAGCUGGCUGCCGACGUACUACGAGGAGUUCAUGCUGGUCGAUCUUGAAGACAUCCACAUUGCUGAGCUGCUCUCGCCCUACCUGACCAUGAUGGCGUUCUCCGUCCUGGGCGGCGUCUCCUACUCGUGGCUCGUCAACGGUCGCGGCCUCCCGAGGGCGCGGUCCUCCAAGCUCGUCGCCGGGGCCGCCUUUUCCCUCUCCGUCGCCGUCUUACCCUGCAUGGGCCUGCCCCGAAGCUGCGCCGCCGCGACCGUGGUGUCCUCGCUGGCGCUGGCGAGCGCCGCCCUCUCGAGGGGGGGCUGGUCGACCAACCACAUGGAGAUCGCCGCCCCGCAGCACGCGGCGAUGCUCUACUCGGUGGCCAACUCCAUCAGCGCGGCCGCGAGCGUGCUCGGCAUCUCCCUGACGGGGAAGCUGCUGGACACGUUCGGCGGGGGCGGGGAACCGGAGGCGUGGACCGCGGCGAUGGGCACGAUAGGCGCCCUGUGCGGCGCGUGCGGCGUCCUGUUCGUCCUCUUCGCCAGAGGGGAUGAAGUCCUUUUUCCCGCCACCGCCGGCGAUGCGGAUCUCGCGGAUGUACAAGAAGGACGCCAAAAGCGGGAGGGGGCGGGAGCGGGCGAGUGGGGGUGGGGGUGGCGGUGCCGUAGGAAGGAGGACGCAAUGCCGAGCGAGUGGCCGCGACCCUUGGGCUGGAGCAGCGAGAACUCGGCGUAAAAAGAGAGGGGGUUCGUUUUGUUUUCUGCAACGGCACGGCGCAGACCUUGGUUGUUUUUGGGUGUGUCCGUGUGGAGAGACUGUGUAGUGUUUUUUUUUACUGGUAGGUGUGGUGAAGGUUCUGUUCAUGGAGGGCCGUCGUUUUGAUGUCGCUUGUUGGGUGUGUUUGUGUGGAGAGACCACAGUGGUUUCUUUCUGGUCAGUGUGGUGAAGGUUCUGUUCAUGGAGGGCCGUCGUUUUGAUUUCGCUUGUGGGUUGGAGGUAGAGGAGAGGGUGGAAGAAGAAGGGAUAGUCGCUCACUCUGGGCAACAACAGCGGGACUACACGCGGCGCGGGUU